This is a messenger RNA of Brenthis ino (lesser marbled fritillary), 1137 nucleotides long. NCBI's taxonomy places the organism in Eukaryota, Metazoa, Arthropoda, Insecta, Lepidoptera, Nymphalidae. The record is from the annotation of a GenBank genome assembly.
AUGUUAAUGGUAAAAUUAAUUGUUAGUUUAUACAUUCUUUACAAAUGUGGGUGUACUCCUGUCUUGAAAUCAUGCAGCGAUUGUAUGCUGGUUCGCCAGUGUCCAGAUGUAGUGAAUAUACCUCCGGAGAAAGCAAAAGAAAAAUUGUUAAAUUCACUUUGUGGAAGAACAAGAGAUAAUGGAAAAAGAGCAAUUAAGAUUUGCUGCUCCGACUUCGCUGUGCCUGGGACCAUAAAAAUUUUUUCGAGACUGCCUGAAUUACCAAUUAUUGAUGAUACUGACUAUGAUGCAAAUAACAUUGAUAAUCAUACAAAUACAAAAUUACUUCCGGACAUUUGUGGCCAAAAGUUUGAUUAUCGCAUUAUUGGCGGAAAUGAAGCAGGAAUAUUCGAAUUCCCUUGGAUGGCACUUAUCUAUCAUAAAGAUAACAAUGGACAAGCACUAUUGGAUUGCGGAGGAUCCGUAAUUAGCUCUAGAUAUAUUUUGACUGCUGCCCAUUGUGUGUAUGAUAAGACAAUCACGCGUGUACGUGUUGGUGAUUUUAACAUAAAAAAACAAAGAUAUUGUCAAGGAGCAUAUCCGUAUUAUGAAUGUGAAUUAAAACCGCAGGAAUUGCAAGUUGAGAAACCAAUAGUUCAUGAGAAAUAUAGCAAGGACCAUUACUUGAUUAAUGAUAUCGCAUUACUUCGAGUUAACAAAUCGAUAGAUUUUUCCUUCAGAAAUGUCAAACCGAUUUGUUUACCGGUGUGGAAAGAGAUUCGUAACAUAAACCUCAAUGGAAAGGCUUCUGUGGUCGCAGGUUGGGGUCUUAUGGACGACGGAAAACGGUCAGAUAUACUUCAAAAAGUAACUAUACCGAUAAAGCCAGAAACCGAAUGUGCUAAUUACUUUAGUAGAGACUCAAACCGAAAGCACAGCUUACAUAAGAUAUUUUGCGCUGGUGAAAUAGGAAAAGAUUCCUGUAACGGCGAUUCUGGAGGUCCCCUUAUGAUAUUUGAUAAAAUAUAUGAUGACAACUACCGCAUGAUUCAAUUCGGCAUUGUGUCUUACGGCUCGCAGAUGUGUGGAUAUGAGGCGCCGGGAGUGUAUACUUCUGUUCCCAAAUAUAUGAAGUGGAUUUUAGACACUAUUGAAGAA